AUGAUGACAUAUAAUUUUACCUCGGAAAACACGUGGCUUACGAUGCUUGACGGUGUUCGUCUUUCGGCUACACUCGUGAUUCCGAUAUCACAACGAGACACCAAUGAAAAUUUUCCUGUUCUACUCGAAUACAAGCCUUAUAGAAAAGAUGAUAGCUUCUUUAAUAUCAAUCAGCCCAAAAUUCACUAUCAAGCACAGCGAGGCUUCAUAGUAGCCCUGGUUGAUAUACGCGGUACUGGCGCGUCUGAAGGUGUCCUCAUCGAGUACGAAUACACUUCGCAAGAGUUAAAUGAUUGUGAACAUGUCAUUGAACUACUUGCUGCUCAUCCUCGCUCAAAUGGCCGCGUCGGUAUGUACGGUUUAAGCUGGUCCGCUUUCAACUCUCUUAUGAUGGCCACAUUGCGACGACCACCUGCUUUGCAUGCUGUUUUCGCUGCACAUGGUUCUGACGAUUUGUAUAACAAUGAUGUUCAUUAUGGCGAUGGAAUUCUCCAUCAAGACGAAUAA
This is a messenger RNA of Rotaria socialis, 507 nucleotides long. Lineage: Eukaryota; Metazoa; Rotifera; Eurotatoria; Philodinida; Philodinidae. The record is from the annotation of a GenBank genome assembly.